AUGUCAUCAUCAUCUUCAGUCCGCUCUUCUGAAACUUUGAUUAAUAGCCAUAAAAGAAAGUCAUUGCACACUAUCGAAUCAUGUGUCACGAGAUUAUUGGUAUCGACCAAACACUUGUUGGAGAGCUUAACACAAUGGGCUAAACAAGAAGCCGAUGACAAGUUUGUGUCGGAUGCAUAUGUCAAAUUGGGAAAUGACUUCAGAGCAGCAACAAAGGCAUUUACAAAUAGUGGGAUCGAUACAUCUGAUCUUGGAAAUGUGCCACAAGCGUUGAGGACCAUUUUGGAAGCGGCAUUGAGCGAAGCCCCAUCACAGGAGAAUCUUGAUCGGUUUUUACCCAAUAUUAGAAAUAUUAUUGUCACACUAUUACAGAACCUAAAAGCGAAGCAGGCUCGUGCCAAGAUUAUAUCACAAGAACGUGCUAGAGAAGAACUGAGAAGUAGAAGUCAAGAGAGCAAUGACGAGCCAUCAAGUCAAAGCAUAGGGGCUAGUCGUCCUGAGCCGAUGUCAUCUACGGUGAAUGCUGCAGUUAAACUGGUGGAACAACCACGAGCUUCUGUUAAUAAUGGCACAGUGCACCGGGAGUCAUAUUUAACAUCAAGUAAGCCUCAGACUGACGCAUUGCUCCAACUUCAAAACGGUGAUGCAAUGCAACGUCGUGCCAGUAAAAGAUUUAGCGCAUACCAAUAUGCUAAACUCACCCAUCAACCUAACAACAAUAAUGGAGGCUAUGAUGCAUCACCAGCCCUUCCUACAAGCAUACCUAAAUCCCCCAAUAUAUCAGCAAAUAAUUCAAUGUCAAAGGAUGAGCUGGUGAACGAACCAGAAAUUUACGUAUUUUUGAAGAUAGGCAAAAAGACAAGAAGAUCCAGCCUUGCUGCACCAAUAACGCUAGCUUCUAUACGGUUAGUAUUUGUUGAAAGAUUUGCCUACUCACCAGGUUCAGGUAAUUUUCCCGAUAUUUACAUUCAGGAUGCACAGACGAAAGUUUUUUACGAGUUGGAGGAACAAUCUAUUGGUGAUGUCAAAAAUGGGUCAUUGUUGUGUUUGAAUGAGGAGGAUUCGGAAAGUAAAUCAAUCAAUGAUUUGAGCUCGAAAAUUGAAACUCUUUUUGAGAGAAUUGAAGCCAUGAAUAAUGACAUCGUCAAGAAUGUCCAAACUUCUAUUUCGUCAAUUGAGGUCCCAGCAGCAGCAGCAGCAGCAGCAGCAGCAGCACCAUCAAGCUCAACAUCCAGCAGAGCCACCACCUCAUUGGAUGUACUUGAUCGAAAGGAGAUGACGAGAGUUGAAAAUGAGCUUCGUGUGAUUAAGCAGAUGAACAAGUCUUCGACAGAAGCAUUUAAACAAGUGCUCGCAAACAUCUCCAGUCAAUUGAAGAAGUUUCAAGAUUCCAAUGUGGAAGUCUCACAGGAUUCAAACAGAAUAUAUAUGGAAUCGUGUCAUUCCAAGUUAUCUGACGACUCUGAUGCAUUGUUAACCAAAGUUGACGAUUUACAAGACUUGAUGGAGGAAAUGAGAAAAGAUGUUGCUCAAAGAGGAGUUCGAGUUGGUGAGAAACAAUUGAAACAUAUAACAAAAGAAAUUGCCAAUGCAAAGAAAUCACUUGACGAGAUGACAAACUUUAUUGGUAAUGAAAAGUCAAUUUGGAAGAAAAUUUGGGAAUCCGAGUUGGAUAAAGUUUGCGAAGAACAACAAUUUUUCAAAUUACAAGACGAUUUAACCAAUGAUUUACAAGAGGAUUUACAAAAGAUUCAUGAAACUUAUGAACUAAUUGAACAAUGCUCAAUUGAGCAGAGCAAAGGUGCAUCAUCUAAGCGUAAUAAAGUUAUGGCCAAUUUGCAUAUUCCUGAACCUGGUGAAAAUUUGCAAGAUAUCCAAGGACAACUUUUAGUUGAUAUUGCUCAACUAAACCCAGAUCAUGAAAGCAGGUUAGAAGCUAUUGAGCGAGCAGAGAAGCUUAGAGAACGUGAGAGACAAUUGUCCCAGUUAAACAAGUUUCAAGAAGAAUUGGGUGAUUUUGUUGACGAUAAUAGGUUAAAGAAAUCAGGAGGGAUUGAAGAAAUUGAAAAUUUACGAAAGCAACGUGAUGAAGAAAACUUGAAGAAUUCAUUUGGAAUUAUAUAA
Messenger RNA from Lodderomyces margitis, 2124 nucleotides. RefSeq names its product Bud6p (gene BUD6). Lineage: Eukaryota; Fungi; Ascomycota; Pichiomycetes; Serinales; Debaryomycetaceae. Bases 1 to 2124 code for a protein of 707 amino acids. Gene Ontology annotation, biological process: establishment of cell polarity. The transcript has a single exon. Gene Ontology annotation, molecular function: cytoskeletal regulatory protein binding. Gene Ontology annotation, cellular component: cell tip; cytoplasm. The record is from RefSeq and is a predicted model, not a curated record.